UUUAAAAAAAAUAAACUCAUGAAACAGGCCUGGACAAAAAUGAUGGUACCCCUAGAAAAGACUGAAAACAAUGUGACCAUAGGGACAUGUUCAAUCAAGGUGUGUCCUCUAAUUAGCAUCACAGGUGUCUACAAACUUGUAAUCAGUCAGUCGGCCUAUUUAUAGGGUUACAGUAGUCACUGUGCUGCUUGGUGACAUGGUAUGUACCACACUAAACAUGGACCAGAGGAAGUGAAGGAGAGAGUUGUCUCAGGAGAUUAGAAAGAAAAUUAAAGACAAGCAUGUUUACUCGUGGCAUUAAUUAUAAUAUAUCUCAAACAUCACAUAAACAAAUAUAACUUUUAAAUCAAAAGCAUCAACCAAAAGUGAGGCUUGCUUGGACUGACUUAUUACUGUGAGUAACAUUUGCUUUCACGCAUAAAUAUUUCUUCCUAUCAUUUAGAAUUUUAGAUGCUUCAUUUACUUUUCUUUCUUUUUUUUUUUUUUUUUUUUACUACAUCUCAUCACGAUGUUGCUACUGACUGAAUUUGGGAAAAGAUCAGUUUACUUUUGACCUGCUGGCACUGAUGCUGCUGUUAACCCAGUAAACGAAUCAUCACUUGUCGAGCAUCAACACGAUUUAACCGCAUGAGGUCACUGUUGCGAAAGACACGACAUGGAUGGCAGAACAGAGAAAACUGUCUCUGAAAAUCAUGCUGAAAUGCUGAGUUGACAAUUACAGAGUUUGAAAGCCGAGAAUCGAUGGCAGUGGGAGAGUUUUGGUACAGAUUUAAAAAAUGGUUCCUCUCGCAGUUAUUCUUUUUCAUGGUUGUGCGCGAUGAAAACUUGCAGCAGAUCAGCCCACAGGAUGCUACAGAAGCUCAUUUGCUUUGCAUUACUUCCAGUUAUUGAGGCACAAAAAGUCGAUGUCUUGCCUGAAGUGACUGGAUACCUCCAGAAUGAUGUCACCUUGUCAUGCCAGUUCAUCCAAGGACCAAAAGACAGCAACAUUACUCAGUUUCAGUGGGAUCUCCUGCAACCAGAAGGAGAAGAUAUAACCCUUGCCGUUUCAAAUAGUCAGCAUGGAGUGCAUAUUCCUGAAUCGCCUCUGAAGGGGAGAGUGGAGAUUGCAGAACAAUCACUGAUAAUUAAAAAAAUGGAAAUGACAGAUGCAGGGUCUUACACCUGCCGCAUAUUCACUUUUCCCAGUGGUUCAUUUGAAGGAACCACCAAACUUGUUGUUGGAGAACACAAGCCGUUAUCGACUGAGGUGAUUUCUGCUGUAGUGACUUCUGUCCUGCUGCUGUUGGUGAUCGUGGCUGCCGUGGUUUACUUCAUUUUCAUCAGAAGGCAACGUGAUUCUUCAGGCAGGCAUCGUGUCUUCAUUGAUACAGCUGGUCCAGGGAUUGAUGUGGCCAGGCCUUCUGUGAUUGUAAGAGAGGAGGAUGUGGUCUACUCUGACAUCAAGCUCAGUCCGUCCAGAAGCGCUACUCCUUCAUCCAAAUACAAGCACAGAGACACUGUGAAUGCUGAUGUCGUGUACUCCGAAGUGGCAGUUUUACGUCGACAGCCUACUGAGAAGAUGUUUAUGUACUGUAGAAGGGCUGAUGAAGUUCUUUCUUGUGCUUGCUGAGUGCAUAAAAACACUCUUAAUCCUGCUGUAAGCAAGUUGUCUGUACUAUACUUGUGGUGCCAUCAUUUGGUGUAAUCAGCACAAUCUGACCUGAUUCUAAUCACCUUAUCCUAAAAUAUAAUCUAAUAACAUAUAAUAUAGUGGCUCCAGUCCCUCUGUUUAAAUGUAGGCUGUACUAGAACCAAAUAAUAUUGUUUUAAAGCUAAUAUGUCUCUAAAGUUAAUGCAACCAUGUUGAUAAUUAGUAGGUAGGUGUGUCAUCUUCAGUGUUGGUUUAGCUUCUUAGUUUCCUAAAAAUGCAGCAAAUAAUAAUAUAACAUAGCAAGGGGAUUAUGAAUAGUUUUGAAGGUGUUUGGUAACAACCAGCGUAACAUUUUGUCCUGAUAGUGUUUGCAAGACGAGUUAUUCCAACGCAUCCGCCAUGGACUAUGAUUUUGUGUCUACCAAAUUUAGUUGCAAUAGAAAAAAAACUAUCACCAAAGUUGUGUCCUCAAAAGACCUUAAAGAUCAUCUAAUAGUUGCUAGGUGCAAUUUCUCUCUAAGCCUUUUGGUUAAACCUCUGGACAAUAUGAACUACUGUGCAAAAUGUCAUUCCAAUCCUCACAAUAGUAGACAUACCAACACUGCCAUCCCUAGAGUCAGAUCACUAUCAAAACUAUAAACAGAUCCACACAACAAGACUUGACUGGCACCGUUCAGUUAGUGGAUCAGUUUCUGGUAUUGCAGUCAGACAUAUCUGCAGUAGAACAAGAAAUGGCCACAGUAAAAUGUUUUCUGGAAAUCUCCAAUAUGCAAUCAAGGUACAAUCAACAAGGCUUCUUGUGCCUUGCUAUGCUGUGCAGUGGGGAAGUGCUUGCAUGUCUUUUUCUGCCAUCAUUGCUGUAAAAACAGCACCUGAAUCUAACUUAGCAAUUGAUGUAUUUGCAGGAGAUUUUAAUCAUGUAGUGAAGGCAAGUCCUGCUGUGGAUGUGACUGUGUCUGGCUUGCAAGGCCUUACAUAACCUGUCAUGCGUGGCCAUGUGUGGUCAUAACAGUAAAGCUGACAUACAGACAAGUGCAAUUCUCAACAAAAAUCACACAUAGUUCCUCAUUUACCAAAUAUCAAAAGAGGAAGACGGAAAGAAGAAGAAGACAAACAUUAACAUUAACUAUUCGAACGUGUGAGCACAAAAUCUACUUUUCUACUUGUUUUUCUAUUUGUUGUGUUGUGCGAAAGUCAGAAGUUGAGAAGUUUGAUUACAUAAUUACAUUGUUUUUAAGAUAGUGCAGUCCUUUAGACAGAAAUGAGUGCUGUUAACUAUACAUUUGCUUUAAUAGAUGUUUUGUUAGUAUCUGUGUUUGUUAAUUGCCAUUGUAACCUCAAAAACUUUGUUUCACAGACUUUAUAAACUCUGUGUUUUUUAAUUUAA
This is a messenger RNA of Amphiprion ocellaris (clown anemonefish), 3020 nucleotides long. RefSeq lists its product as uncharacterized. The transcript has 7 exons. Bases 818 to 1612 code for a protein of 264 amino acids. The record is from RefSeq and is a predicted model, not a curated record. NCBI's taxonomy places the organism in Eukaryota, Metazoa, Chordata, Actinopteri, Pomacentridae.